GUCACCGUUACAGUAUUUAAAGUGCGACAGCAUGGCACACGGGUUAGUGAAACAGGAGUCCGUCGACUGGGAAAUGCACAAGUCAGAAGAUAAAAGUAAGACCUUUGUUUACACAAAGAAGAGGGGCUACGAUGUCACACGUAACCCCCACCUGAACAAGGGCAUGGCUUUCUCCCUGGAGGAGAGGUUACAGUUGGGCAUCCAUGGCUUGCUGCCCCCCUGCUUCCUCAGCCAGGACGUCCAGCUGAUGCGGGUCCUCAGGAACUAUGAGAUGAAGAAGGAUGAUCUGGAUAGAUAUGUCCUCCUGAUGGGACUGCAGGACCGCAACGAGAAGCUGUUCUACAGGGUUCUGACCUCAGACAUAGAGCGCUUCAUGCCCAUAGUUUACACUCCUACUGUAGGGCUGGCCUGCCAGCAGUAUGGACUCACCUUCAGGAGACCCAGAGGGCUGUUUAUCACAAUCCAUGACCGCUCCCACAUCUCCACUCUGCUGCAGAGCUGGCCGGAGAAGGAUGUACGGGCUGUGGUGGUGACAGACGGGGAGCGGAUUCUUGGUCUCGGGGACCUGGGUUGUUAUGGUAUGGGCAUUCCAGUGGGCAAGCUGGCACUGUACACGGCCUGUGGAGGAGUGUCACCCCAACAGUGCCUGCCAGUCAUGCUGGAUGUGGGCACCGAUAACCAGGAGCUCCUGAAGGACCCGCUGUACAUCGGACUCCGCCACAAAAGACUACGGGGCCAGGCCUAUGAUGACCUGCUAGAUGAGUUCAUGAAGGCUGUGACUGACAGAUAUGGGAUGGACUGUCUGAUCCAGUUUGAAGACUUUGCCAACACCAAUGCCUUCCGUCUGCUCAACAAGUAUCGCAACAUUUACUGCACCUUCAAUGAUGACAUUCAAGGUACAGCUGCAGUGGCAGUUGCUGGGCUCCUUGCUGCCCUCCGCAUCACUAAGAGUAAGAUGGUGGACCAUACCAUCGUGUUCCAGGGUGCUGGGGAGGCUGCAAUGGGAAUAGCUGACCUCAUCACUAUGGCGAUGGAGAAAGAGGGAAUCACAAGAGAGCAGGCCCUGAGGAAGAUCUGGAUGGUUGACUCCAAGGGACUCAUCGUCAAGGGACGAGAUCAUCUAACACAUGAGAAAGAGCGCUUUGCCCACGACCACCCUCAGGUGAACAAGCUGGAAGAUGUGGUGCGGAAACUGCAGCCCACAGCAAUUAUAGGGGUGGCAGCUGUAACUGGUGCCUUCACAGAACAGAUCAUCAAGGAUAUGGCGUCCUUCAAUGAGCGGCCAAUCAUCUUUGCCCUCAGCAACCCCACCAGCAAGGCUGAGUGCACUGCAGAGCAGUGCUACACUCUAACUGAGGGGCGGGGCAUCUUUGCCAGCGGGAGUCCGUUUGACCCUGUGACCCUUCCUGAUGGGCGGCGGUUCUGUCCUGGUCAGGGCAAUAAUGCCUACGUGUUCCCUGGAGUGGGCCUUGGAGUGACUGCGUGUGCCAUCCGACGCAUCACCGAUGAGAUCUUCCUCACUUCUGCUGAGACCAUCGCUUCCAUGGUGACAGACAAGGACCUGGCUGAGGGGAGACUGUACCCCCCUCUCAGCUCCAUCCAGGAAGUCUCUCUCAGGCUGGCGGUGAAGAUCGUGGAGUAUGCAUAUGAGCACAACAUAGCAGCGCUGACCCCAGAGCCAAAGGACAAGGUGGCCUUUAUCCGAUCUCGGAUGUACAGCACCAACUAUGACGAGUUUGCCGUGGACUCUUAUAACUGGCCAGAGGAUGCCAUGGGUGUGCAGUCCUGCAAAUUGUGACAAUGCAAGAAGGGGGGUGGGGCAUAGGGUCUGGGGUAGUUGGGGCAGGGGGACUACAGUAGGCCAGUGAGAAGUGUAAGAGAGCUUUGAUAAGACACUCUGAACAUCUUUCUUUGUUAAAUUAUACACAUUCACAUCAUGCAUGUUUGAAUAGUAGAGAAUAUUUUGAAAUAUGUUUGCUGAAAAUGAAACAUAAUAAAAAUGUGUGAAAUCAAAAUGAA
Molecule: messenger RNA, 2019 nt
Organism: Anguilla rostrata (American eel)
Lineage: Eukaryota; Metazoa; Chordata; Actinopteri; Anguilliformes; Anguillidae
Gene: me1
Product: malic enzyme 1, NADP(+)-dependent, cytosolic
Exons: 14
Coding region: 32-1798 (588 amino acids)
Biological process (GO): pyruvate metabolic process; malate metabolic process
Cellular component (GO): mitochondrion
Molecular function (GO): NAD binding; malate dehydrogenase (decarboxylating) (NADP+) activity
Source: RefSeq, a predicted model, not a curated record